Molecule: messenger RNA, 1605 nt
Organism: Oncorhynchus keta (chum salmon)
Lineage: Eukaryota; Metazoa; Chordata; Actinopteri; Salmoniformes; Salmonidae
Product: exocyst complex component 6B-like
Exons: 8
Coding region: 2-943 (313 amino acids)
Biological process (GO): Golgi to plasma membrane transport; exocytosis; intracellular protein transport
Cellular component (GO): membrane; exocyst
Source: RefSeq, a predicted model, not a curated record
UAUGUUAUUAUCAUCUUUCUGUGUUUUCAGCUCUACAGAGAUUGAUGAUGUCAUCCGUAAGUCGACCAACCUGCUGUUAACCAGAACGCUCAGUAACUGUCUACAGUACGCAAUGAAGAAGAAGAACGUAGGACUGGCUGAGCUGGUUCAGGUGAUCAUCAACACGACCCAGCUGGAAGCAUCAUGUGUUUACCUGGAGGAGUUCAUCUCCAACAUCACCAAUGUUCCCCCCGAUACCGCCAACGCUACCAAGCUCUACGGGACGUCCACGUUUAAGGAUGCGAGACAUGCAGCAGAAGAGGAGAUCUACACCAAUCUGAAUGCUAAGAUCGACCAGUUCCUUCAGCUGGCAGACUACGAUUGGACAGCAGCCCAGGGGGGCGGGGCUCCGAGCGACUACCUGAGUGACCUCAUCGCCUUCCUCUGUUCCACUUUCUCUGUCUUCACACACCUGCCGGGUAGUGCCAUAGAACACGCUAGACUGCCGGGUAAGGUAGCCCAGACAGCCUGUAUGUCAGCCUGUAAGCACCUCUCUACCUCUCUGCUCCAGCUGCUGCUGGAGACAGACGUCAGACAGGUGUCUAUGGGAGCUCUGCAGCAGUUCAACACAGACGUCAAGGAGUGUGAGAGGUUUGCCAGAGCGGGGCCGGUACCCGGCUUCCAAGGAGACACGCUGCUGCUCGCCUUCUCUGAUUUGAGACAAUUAUUAGAUCUGUUCACCCAGUGGGACUGGUCCAGCUAUCUAGCUGACUAUGGAAGACCCACCUGCAAAUACCUGAGAGUCAACCCUCACACAGCCCUAACACUUCUGGAAAAGAUGAAAGACACCAGUCGUAAGAACAACAUGUUUGCUCAGUUCAGGAAGAACGAGAGAGACAAACAGAAACUCAUCGACACCGUGGUCAAACAGCUACGCAACCUCAUCUCUGCCCACCAGACCUGAAUGGAGCAACGCUAUUGGUCAACGAACAUCACCAGACCUGAAUGGAGUGAUCCUAUUAGCCAAGGAAACUCCACCUUGCAAUCCUAUUGAUUACUGCAACCUCAAUAUCUGCCCACUAGACCUGAAUAGAGCAAUCUCAUUAGCCAAGGAAUCUUAUCUCCGCCCACCAGACCUGAACCCAUUACAUCCUAUUGGCCAACGAGCUUCAACCUCGCAAUCCUGUUGGCUAAGGAACAUCAGUCUCCGCCCACCAGACCUGAACUCAACCAUCCUAUUGGUUGAGGAAACUCUAGCCUGUGUCUCUACCAUGUCUUCCAGUAUUGUUUUUGCGGGUGGAUUUCAUUUUGGAGUGGUUUAGUAUUUUAGGGGUUUAUUUGACAUGAAAAAUGUUAUAUCUUGUCUCUUAAGUGUUUACGAACACCGUUUUGGGGUCGUACGGGGUCAAAAAGAUUCAAGCCACAUGAUCGUAUUUGAUGGGUGUGACGACCUAGGUCAGUUAGUGUGUUGAUGCUACAGGAACACGACUUACCGCGAGGUGAUAAUAACUGUUGUUUUCAGACGUCCAAACAUACUUCUUUCUGCAGCCAAGGAGAACGGGGAUGAACCCUGACCUUAAAAAAACAACAAAAACUAUUUAAAAGCAGGAUGGAGGGAAGGAGGGA